Molecule: messenger RNA, 2295 nt
Organism: Arvicanthis niloticus (Nile rat)
Lineage: Eukaryota; Metazoa; Chordata; Mammalia; Rodentia; Muridae
Gene: Tsc22d3
Product: TSC22 domain family member 3
Biological process (GO): negative regulation of activation-induced cell death of T cells; regulation of transcription by RNA polymerase II
Source: RefSeq, a predicted model, not a curated record
AUUUACAUGCUGUCACGGCCCGGUGCGGACUCCUGGGCUCGCGGGUAGCUCACGCGCUAGCCCCCGGGGCUGCAGCCGCCGCCGCCGCUGCCACCGCCACCGCCACCGCCACCGCCACCGCCGGCCGCUCGGAUCAGCGGAGUCCGCCAGCCGGAGAAACGGGGCUGCCUGCCGAGGGCGCGCUGCCUGCGGCUCUCCCUUGCCGCCAGCCCGCCAGCCCGGCCGCCCGCCCUUCCUGCCGCCUUGCAGCUUGUUCUUCCGGGCACCCUGGAGUCCCAAAAGGCCAGCUCCGCAGGUGCGCACCUGCCGGCCGCCCCCGACCUCCCGGAUCAGGCAGCCUCCGAGCCUGAGAAGAUGGCCCAGCCGAAGGUCGACUGCCGCUCACCUGUCGGCCUCGACUGCUGCAACUGCUGCCUGGACCUGGCCAACCGUUGCAAUCUCCAGACAGGGAGAAGCGGGGAGAACAACCCAGGCAGCCCUGCGGUGAGCAACUUUCGGCAGCUGCAGGAGAAGCUGGUCUUCGAGAACCUCAACACCGACAAGCUUAACAACAUAAUGCGGCAGGAUUCGCUGGAGCCCGUGCUGCGCGACCCCUGCUACCUGAUCAAUGAGGGUAUCUGCAACCGCAACAUCGACCAGACCAUGCUCUCCAUUCUACUCUUCUUCCACAGUGCCUCUGGAGCCAGUGUGGUGGCCCUAGACAACAAGAUUGAGCAGGCCAUGGAUCUAGUGAAGAAUCAUCUGAUGUAUGCCGUGAGAGAGGAGGUGGAGAUCCUAAAGGAGCAGAUUCGUGAGCUGGUCGAGAAGAACUCCCAGCUGGAGCGUGAGAAUACCCUCCUGAAGACGCUGGCAAGCCCAGAGCAGCUGGAAAAGUUCCAGUCCCAGCUGAGCCCUGAAGAGCCAGCACCUGAAGCCUCAGAAACCCCAGAAGCCCCUGGUGGUUCUGCGGUGUAAGUGGCUCUGUCCUUUGGGUGGGCAGAGCCACAACUUGUUCUACCUAGUUCUUUCCAGUUUGUUUUUUGGCUCCCCAAGCGUCAUCUCAUGUGGAGAACUUUACACCUAACAUAGCUGGUGCCAAGAGAUGUCCCAAAGACACAUCUGGGUCCACUCCAGUGACAGACCCCUGACAAAGAGCAAGUCUCUGGAGACUGAGUUGCAUGGGGCCCAGUAACCCCAAGCCAGUGAGCCUGUCAUGCCACCGAGCCCUGGGGGCGCCCAGGGCCUGGGCAACUUAGUUACAGCUGGCCAAGGAGAAAGUAGUUUUGAGAUGUAAUGCCAGUGUACUCCAGAAAGUAUAAGGGGUCUGUUUUUUCAUUUCCAUGGACAUCUUCCACAGCUUCACCUGACGACUGUUCCUAUGAAGAAGCCACUUGUGUUUUAAGCAGAAGCAACCUCUCUCUUCUCCUCUGUCUUUUCCAGACAGGGGCAGAGAUGGGAGAGAUUGAGCCAAAUCAGCCUUCUGUUGGUUAAUAUUGUAUAAUGCAUGGCUUUGUGCACAGCCCAGUGUGGGAUUACAGCUUUGGGAUGACUGCUUAUAAAGUUCUGUUUGGUUAGUAUUGGCAUAGUUUUUCUAUAUAGCCAUAAAUGCAUAUAUAUACCCAUAGGGCUAGAUCUAUAUCUUAGUGUAGUGAUGUAUUCUUAUACACAUACACCUACAUGUUGAAGGGCCUAACCAGCUUUGGGAGUACUGACUGGUCUCUUAUCUCUUAAAGCUAAGUUUUUGACUGUGCUAAUUUACCAAAUUGAUCCAGUUUGUCCUUUAGAUUAAACAAGACUCGAGAUAUAAGGGAGGGAGAGGGAGACCAGCCUCACCAUGCGGCCACUGAUGCCUUGCUGCUGCAACCCUCCCGAAUUUGUCCACUGAAGACGUGAAGUCCUCUUUUGAAUGCCAAACCCACCAUUCAUUGGUGCUGACUACAUAGAAUGGGGUUGAGAGAAGAACAGUUUGGACUUCACAUUUUUGUUUAAGUUUUGGGUUUUUUGUUUUUGUUUGUUUUUUGUUUGUUUGUUUGUUUGUUUUUGGUUUGUUGUUUUUCUUUUUUUAAAGUUCUUGUGGGAAACUUUGGGAUUAAUCAUAGGAUGGAGUCCUCUGGUAGAUGAGAGGAGUAAAUAGUUUUGUUCCCUUUGGGGCCUGGAAAAUGUACCCAGGAAGCUUGUAUAAGGAGGUUCUGUGACAGUGAACACUUUCCACUUUCUGACACCUUAUCCUGCUGUAUAUCUCCAGGAUAUGGAUUUGGAUUUUUCAAAUGUAGCUUGAAAUUUCAAUAAACUUUGCUCUUUUUUUCUAAAAAUAAA